AAUUUUUCCAUCCUGAGCUCUGAUCAUUUGUCAUUGAAAGCCCAUAGUGUUAACUCAAUCAACCAGUUGAUUUUUUAGAAUCAACAAUUGGAUUGUUAAUAAUUAGGUAACAAUCAUGUUAACCAUUACAUGGAUUUUAUUGACAAUCAUCUUAAUCUACUUGAUAAAGUUAAUUAUUGAUUACAGAAAUUGGAUGAGACACUUUUAUAAGUAUCCAUCUUAUUCUGUAACAAUUAGUGACGUUCUGGUUUACUUCAGUGGACCUGAAGCAGUGAUUAAAAAAUGGGGAAGCAGAUCUUUUUUCCGUAGAGCUCUGCAAUUAACUAAAAACGAUGAUUACUUUGUCAUUUGGCUCGCGUUCAUACCUGUGCUUUUCAUUAAGAAUCCAAAUUUAGCUGAGAAGGCGUUUAAAGCUCACAAUAUCAAGACGAUAUUUAUGUCAGCAGUUUUACCGGUAAUUCGAAAUGGCAUUUUCAUGAUGUCCGAUGAAAAAAAAUGGAAAAUAUUUCGUAAAAUCAGUGAGAUCAAUUUAAAAACUAAAAUGUUACAAAAGUUUUUCCCAAUUAUGUCUCAUCAUUGUGAUAAAAUGGUCGAUAAAUUAUACAAACUGGAAGAGGGCCAAUGGUCAGAUUUCAAUGACGAAGUUGGACUGACCACUUUUAAUGUUAUUUGCGAAUCGGGAAUGGGAAUUUCAACUGAAUCACCGAAACUCGAAUCAACUGCUCUUCGAUUAUUUGAGGUAACGCUGCAAUUUCCCAAGCAUAUUGUUUUAAGAGCUUUCAACCCGCUCUUGUGGCCUGAAUUCACCUGGACACGAUAUCUUGAUUACAUGAGUGACGGACAGUCAAAGGUUCUUGAGAAAUUAUUCAAGUAUGUGGUCAAACGAGAAGUGACCAGACAAUUAGGCUUUAAAUCUGAAGGUGAAACAACAAUCAGUAAAGAUGACGACAGUUUGAAAAGGUCAGUGAGCGACAAUGCCCAAAAUAAUAACACGAUCGAUGAAAAAGAUGAUAUUGAUUUAAUUAAACCAAAUUGUAUCGAGAAUAAUUUUCUGUCCAAAGUUGUUGAUAUUUACGUCAAUCAAAAUGUAACAAAUCAAGUUAAUCAUGAGAAUCUAAUUUCUGCUGAUGAAGUUGAAAGUGAGAUUAAUAAUUUCGUACUCGCUGGAUUUGAAACUGUCCGAACGGGAAUUUUAUUUACAUUAGCAUGUAUUGCUAGCGAGCCGAUUAUCCAACAACGAAUCUAUGAUGAGUUAGUUGAGGUCUUUGGUGAUCCACAGGAAAAGUGGACCUUUGAUUUGGAAAAAUUGAAUCAAUUGCAUUUCACUGAUUGUUGUGUUCGCGAGGGAUUACGAAUUUUUGCCCCGCAGCAACUUUUAGGCCGUAAUUCGGGUUCGGAGAAAUUUCAACUCGAUGAGGAUCACCUUUUACCUCCAAGAACAGAAUAUCUAAUCUCAGUAUAUAGUAUUCAUCAUAAUGAGAAAAUUUAUCCCGAACCAGAGAAAUAUGAUCCUGACCGAUGGUCACCUGGUCGAGUUGAGAAAAUUCCAUUUAAUUGUUGGAUUCCAUUUGGAGUUGGGCCUCGGGCUUGUGUUGGCUAUCGAUACGCAAUUUACGAGAUGAUUAUGGUAAUUUCAUCAAUUGUCAAACAUUUUCACCUUUAUUCAAAUCGACACUAUGAUGAUAUCAAUUGGUCUUUCGUUUUAACAACAAGACCAAUUGAAGAACUCAAAUUUAAAGUUAAACCAAGAAAUAAAUCUAAUUAGUCGAAAACUUUUCCAAAUUAAAAAAGAAAAUAAAACAAAUUGUUAAACGGAA
This is a messenger RNA of Panonychus citri (citrus red mite), 1817 nucleotides long. Its product is annotated as probable cytochrome P450 4ac1. The record is from RefSeq and is a predicted model, not a curated record. Bases 116 to 1765 code for a protein of 549 amino acids. The transcript has 4 exons. Gene Ontology annotation, molecular function: oxidoreductase activity, acting on paired donors, with incorporation or reduction of molecular oxygen; monooxygenase activity; heme binding. NCBI's taxonomy places the organism in Eukaryota, Metazoa, Arthropoda, Arachnida, Trombidiformes, Tetranychidae.